Messenger RNA from Camelina sativa (false flax), 893 nucleotides. The record is from RefSeq and is a predicted model, not a curated record. NCBI's taxonomy places the organism in Eukaryota, Viridiplantae, Streptophyta, Magnoliopsida, Brassicales, Brassicaceae.
AACAACUUUAAACAGCGAUUACUAUAUAUAUAAGUCUAGAAACAGAGCUAGCAGUAGUAGUAUACUCACAAAACCACAAGUCUUUAAUUUAUUGCAUAUCAUCAACUUCUCAAAAAUUUCACUAUCUUGCGAUCAUGAAAGGAUCCUCCAGUACCGUCACAUCAUUACCGUGUCUCUCCCUCUUUCUCCUCCUGCUUCUGCCGUCGGUAUCCUCCGACGAUCUUAUAGACAAAAUAUGCCAAGCAACGCCGUUCAGCGACCUAUGUGAAGCCUCUCUCCGUCCACUAUCUCCCUCACCUUCCGAUCCCAUAUCUUUAGCCGCAGCUAUGGCCAGCGUCGUUCUCGGUAACAUGACCGAUACACUAGGAUACAUCCAAACGCUGAUCAGACAUACUCACGAUCCUGCGGCAGAGCGUGCGCUUGCUCAGUGCGCAGAGCUGUACAGGCCGGUGGUCAAGUUUAAUAUUCCUCAGGCGAUGGAAACAAUGCGGCGCGGCAAGUUCGGAUUGGCCAUAUAUGUCCUAGGAGACGCCGAGAAACAGACUGAUUCUUGCCAGAAAGGGAUCACAAACGCCGGCGCCGACGACGAGAGCUCGGUGGCCCUUACGGCUAGAAACAAGCUGGUUAAGAAUCUUUGUGACGUGGCGAUGUCUGUGAUUAAGUCUCUAAUGAAUGGACUUUAAGAAUCUUUGUUAGUUCAUUAUUCUAUAUAUAUAUAUAUAUUUGUAAUUACUUACACGAACCACCAAAUUUCUAUUAUAAAUUUGAAAGAGUUAUUAAACUAUUGAAUCACAUACCUAUCAACUACAAAUUGAUAUUUGUGAAAGUUGAAAGCAAAGCAAGUUUAAUUGUCAAGAGCAAGUAUAUAUUGAUGAAUGUGGUCCGUUCUCUCU